Messenger RNA from Linum tenue, 2235 nucleotides. The record is from the annotation of a GenBank genome assembly. Lineage: Eukaryota; Viridiplantae; Streptophyta; Magnoliopsida; Malpighiales; Linaceae.
AGGCAAGAAGUACUAGAGUGCCACUGGCCAACUCAGUCUUCCGUCUUCAUCCUCUUGCAAGAAACCUCAGAGGCUUUCUCCCCUCGGUGCUCUGCCUCUGUCGCUGCUGCGGCCCGCGAGUUCCUCUUCUUCCUCUCUAUUCUUCUUCGGGUACCUCUUUUGUCUACGCUCUGUCCUUUUCUGCAGAGAUUCUCGCUUGAGCAGUUCAUAGCUGUACGAAUUUCGGUGGCUGGGUUGAUUGAUAUUGCUCUACUAGUUUGAAUCGAAGUUAAUGGUGGGAUUUAGGUUUUCAAAUCCGAGGGCGGUUGGUAGUUCCAUCAGGUCUGCCUGGAGGGCGCAGCGGUCGCUGAGAUCCGGCAAUCACUACACGAAAGAAUGUAGUCUGGUUAGGUCUUUGGCAACUGCCCCGACUUUGCUUACCUCUGAUUCUCCUUCACAUUCCAAGCGUUUCAGUUCCAAUUCGGUGGCGGGUCGUUCGUCCGCUCUUCUUGGUUUCUACUCUGCGAGAGCCGUUCCUUUCGCCUGUGCGAGCCCUUUCUUGAUUCAACGCUCUUGUUUCUCGACCUCCAAUGGCAAAGGUGAGAAACCUGGUGGCGAUAGUGCAGUCUCUGCUGGAACUGGAACUGGAACUGAUGUGCGCGAUGGAGGAAACGGAAUUUCAGGUGGUGAGUGGAUGGAUAAGCUUAGCGAUGUGUGGCACAGCGUAACUAAUGCUGUCAACUAUACAGCAGAAAGGGCUAAAGAGGUUACUGAUGGAAUGACCCCUCAUGUCCAGAAUGUGCUUGAUUCGUAUCCCUAUCUUAACACUGUGGUUGUUCCUAUUGGCUACACACUAACUGGUACCAUAUUGGCAUGGGUGGUUAUGCCUAAGCUUCUGAGAAGGCUUCAAAGGUUUGCACUGCGAACUCCUGGUGGAGUACUCUCCACGAGCAUAAUCGGGCAGGAAAUUCCUUACGAGAAAAGUGUCUGGGGUGCUUUGGAGGAUCCUAUGCGCUAUUUGAUCACGUUCAUGGCAUUUUCACAAAUUUGUACGAUGUUGGCUCCAACUACUGUGGCAUCACAAUAUCUCGGACAAGCAUGGAAGGGCGCAACAACUAUUUCCUUGGUGUGGUUUCUUUAUCGGUGGAAGACCAAUUUGAUCAGUCGUGCGUUGGCUUCACAUAGUUUGGCCGUUGCUGAUCGAGAGAAGUGGUUAACCUUGGAUAGAGUUUCCUCUAUUGGGCUUUUUGUUGUUGGCCUAACUGCUUUCGCUGAGGCAUCGGGAGUGGCUGUGCAAUCUAUUUUGACAGUUGGAGGAGUUGGAGGUGUGGCUACUGCAUUUGCUGCUCGUGAUGUCCUUGGAAAUGUUCUCAGUGGUUUAUCAAUGGAAGCUUCAAAACCUUUUUCACUUGGAGAUACGAUAAAGGCAAGCCAAGUGGUUGAGAUGGGACUAACUUCUACAAUGUUACUAAAUGCUGAGAAGUUUCCAGUAAUAGUUCCAAAUUCAUUGUUUUCUAGUCAGGUGAUUGUAAAUAAGUCUCGUGCUCAUUUCCGCGCUAUGGUGAAAGUAAUUCCUCUGGUAGUUGAUGAUGUGGACAAGGUUGCACAAAUUUCGAAGGACAUUGAGGGAAUGAUAAAGUCGAACCCAAAGAUUUUCUUGGGGAAGGAGGUUCCUUACUGUUUCUUGUCCAACAUUGGAAGCUCCUCUGCAGAAUUGACUUUGGGAUGCAAUCUUAAGCACAUGAGCAAAUAUGAUUGUUAUGCCACUGAACAGGAGAUACUCUUGGAGUCGGCUCGCAUAAUUAAAGGACAUGGUGCCAGACUGGGAAGUACUUGGCAAUCAUAAUUCCGGUGGAUGCUGCCCUGGUCUUGUUAUUUCCUCGUCAUGUAAAUGCUCAACUGAUCCAUUUUGCCAACCAGGACGUCGAAACCCUAUACAUAUAGUCUCACAAAUCUGCAGAAAUCCUUAUGACGGUUAACAACAUUGUCUACCACUGAUCCAUGACUUUUUUUUUUUUUUUUUGUCGUUCACAAGAUACAUCCCUUGGCCGGUGGGAGAUUUUGGGAGAUCUUGUUGGUUACUAUCUGAAAUGUAACUAGGGUUAUGAGCUCUAUAUUCAGAAUUAGAAGAACAGUGUCAUUGCCUAUUUCAAUCUUUUGGUUGAUGAUCUUGUAUCUUUUCCCCUUCAAGUUAAGCAAAUCAUUGGACCAUCUCUAGUGUGACAGCUUAAUGGUAACUCUUGAUUCAUGUUCCUG